AUGACAACUCUCAUUUUAUUCACAUUUAUUGUACUUUCUUUUGGAAAAACUUGGUGUUGGAGUGACGAUUAUAAUGAUUAUGUUAAAUAUAAAUACACAAAGAAAUCAAAUUGUAAUGGAAAAGGAUGGAGUUACUCUUCAGAGAGUGUUAUUAAUAGACAAACUUAUCGUUUUGAAAUAAAAAAUAAUGAAAUAGGAUCAAUCAAAAAGUUUAGUGAUAUUAAAGGAAGUAUAAAUGAUAGAGAUAUGUAUUUUUCAUUUUCACCAAAUUUUCAAUCUAAUUCCUUUAAAGUGUUAAUAGUUGAAACUAACCGUCCAAAAAUAAUAAUAUGGAUUUAUCAUAAACAUGGAACUGAUGGUCUUUUUGUUGGUAUUGGUUGUUUUGAAAGUGAUAAUUGUCGUAAAAGUAUUAGUAAUAAUUAUGGAGCUUAUAUUUAUAUUUUUGAUAAGUCAAUUAUUGUUUAUUCUAAAAUGGAUGAGAAAUGGGUUAUUGAUUUCAGUAAUCGAGCUGUAAAUUAUGAAACUAAAACAAUUCCAUUCAUUUAUAUUGACGGUGAUGAUAAACAAACUGUUUCAUGUAAGUUUACAACUGACUUAUUUAGUGGAAGAAGUUAUAAUGACCCACAGAGGUAUUUAUUCACUGGUAAAAUCGAUUCUGUGACUAAGAUUGAUAAUAAUCAAAAUGACAAUGAAGAAACAGUUCAAAUUCCUGUAAAUAAAGAAACAAGAGAAUUAAUAUGUAUUGGAAAUAAAGGAAAAAAUACAAUUAAAGUUCAAUUUAGCGUAAAAGAAGGAUGUGACAAAUAUGAAAUAAGAACAAAUCCACAAUUAAUGACUAUUCCAAAAGGAAAAGCACUUGAAUUUGAAGUAUUUAUUAAGCCAUUAUGCAGUUGUUUUGUUGAAGAUAUUAUUAAAUUAUUUUCAUUGGAUAUGAAGAAAGGAACAACAAUUGAAUCUAAUAUUAAAAUUAAAGCAGAGACAGAAUUAUCAACACGACUUGAUCCAGAUGAAUUAAAAGAAGAAAAGAAAAUAGGAGAAGGAUCAUUUGGAAUUGUUUAUCUUGGAGAAUUUAGAGGAAAUAAAGUAGCAAUUAAGAAAAUGAAAGAAAGUGAUAGACAACAAUCAUCUCUUGAUGAAUUUGAGAAAGAAGUAGUGAUGUUAGAUAAGUUUAGAAGUGAAUAUAUCAUUCAUUUUUAUGGAGCAGUAUUUAUUCCUAGUAAAAUAUGUAUGGUAACAGAAUUUGCAGAAUUUGGUUCAUUAAGUGUUUUAAUUAAGAAAAGAGAUAUAAGUCAAGUGUCUAUGAAAUUAAGAAUUAAGUUCAUGCUAAACGCAGCUAAAGGAAUUUCAUAUCUUCAUUCAAAUGGAAUAUUACAUAGAGACAUUAAACCAGAUAAUAUCCUUGUUGUAUCACUUGAUGAAAAUGAACAAGUUAAUUGUAAACUAACAGAUUUUGGAGCAUCAAGAAAUAUUAAUAUGAUGAUGACAAAUAUGACAUUUACAAAAGGAAUAGGAACUCCUGUUUAUAUGGCACCAGAAAUAUUAAAUAAGAUUAGGUAUAAACAAUCAGCAGAUAUUUAUUCAUUUGCAAUCACAAUGUACGAAUGUUUUGGGUGGUGUGCAGCAUAUCCAAAGUCACAAUUUCAGUUCCCAUGGUCCAUUGCUGAUUUUGUAACUCAAGGAAACAGAAGAACAAAAGCUGAGGCAAUGACAAAUGAACAAUAUGACUUAAUUGAUCAAUGUUGGAAACAAAACCCAGAUGAAAGAAUACCAAUUGAUGUGGUAGUAGCUAAACUAGAAGAGUUAUAA
Entamoeba histolytica HM-1:IMSS is the source of this 1806-nucleotide messenger RNA. Its product is annotated as tyrosine kinase, putative. The transcript has 2 exons. Gene Ontology annotation, biological process: protein phosphorylation. The record is from RefSeq and is a predicted model, not a curated record. NCBI's taxonomy places the organism in Eukaryota, Evosea, Mastigamoebida, Endamoebidae. Bases 1 to 1806 code for a protein of 601 amino acids. Gene Ontology annotation, molecular function: ATP binding; protein kinase activity.